AUGAUGGCCAGCUUCAUUCAAAGAGGCACCUGGUCCUUCACCCGCAACGCGCCCGCGGCGUUGAUUGAGGCCCUUCAGGUAGGGAGUGCUUUGAAAAGGGCACUCUCUCACCUCGAGGAGGAUAGAUUGACGUCCGGGCGUACCAGCGACUCGGUGCCUGCCGACGCGCCUUCCGACUCCCGGGGGCAGCGGCCAGCACAGCAACCGUACACUAUUCUAACCCAAACACAGUUUACAAAGCGAACUGCAGAAAUAAACGAGAUAACUAAUAACUACCACCCAUGCAAACAACGUACAGCAAUGACAACUCAAAUAGAUGAUGAACAGAUUACAAUGCUUCGACGGGCGUUCAGCAUGUUCGACUCGAGCAAACAAGGGCGAAUUGAAAAGGAGAAGGUGCGAACCAUCCUGAACACCAUGGUGCAUAGCUUCGACGAUCGUGAGCUGGACAACAUGCUGGAUAACGAAGAUGUUGAUGGUAGCGGAAAGCUGAAUUUCGAUUCUUUUGUUCGUGUUGCUACACACUUUUUGGAUGAAGAUGAUGAAGCAUUACAGAAAGAACUGAAAGAAGCGUUCAGGCUGUAUGAUAAAGAAGGCAACGGGUACAUCCCCACAUCGAGUCUACGCGAGAUAUUAGCAGCGUUAGAUGACCAACUCACGCCUGAUCAGCUGAACGAAAUGAUAGCUGAGAUUGAUACUGAUGACUCUGGAACAGUCGACUUUGAUGAGUUCAUGGAAAUGAUGACGGGUGAUUAGACGGCCGACCGCUGGAAUGAUAAACGACCCUUUGAAACUCUAGUCCUUAUAAUAAACAGCUACUUAUUGUAAGAAAAUUUUACUCAUUUUUCAGACUUUAAAACAUCCAGUUUACGAUAUCUCUGAUUACCAUCUAAGG
Achroia grisella is the source of this 895-nucleotide messenger RNA. RefSeq names its product troponin C-like. The record is from RefSeq and is a predicted model, not a curated record. NCBI's taxonomy places the organism in Eukaryota, Metazoa, Arthropoda, Insecta, Lepidoptera, Pyralidae. Bases 1 to 756 code for a protein of 251 amino acids. Gene Ontology annotation, molecular function: calcium ion binding; enzyme regulator activity. The transcript has 7 exons.